Molecule: messenger RNA, 1850 nt
Organism: Solea senegalensis (Senegalese sole)
Lineage: Eukaryota; Metazoa; Chordata; Actinopteri; Pleuronectiformes; Soleidae
Product: cysteine protease ATG4B
Exons: 13
Coding region: 45-1229 (394 amino acids)
Molecular function (GO): protein-phosphatidylethanolamide deconjugating activity
Source: RefSeq, a predicted model, not a curated record
GGAGAGCAGAAAACAACAAACAAGAUAGGGUGAGGACCGUCGGGAUGGAUGCAGCUACCUUGACGUAUGACACACUUCGCUUUGGAGAGUUUGAAGAUUUUCCUGAGACCUCGGAGCCAGUGUGGAUCCUAGGCAAAGAAUACAAUGCACUCGCAGAGAAAGACGAGAUUUUAUCAGACGUCACUUCACGACUGUGGUUCACAUACAGAAAAAACUUCCCUCCGAUUGGUGGAACAGGACCAACAUCAGACACAGGAUGGGGUUGCAUGUUACGAUGUGGACAGAUGAUCCUUGGUGAAGCCUUGUUGUGUCGACAUUUAGGAAGAGACUGGAGAUGGGCCACAGACCAGAAACAAAGAGAAGACUACAUCAGUAUUCUCAACGCCUUCAUUGACAAAAAAGACAGCUAUUAUUCCAUCCAUCAAAUCGCUCAAAUGGGAGUUGGAGAGGGAAAGCCCAUAGGUCAGUGGUAUGGACCAAACACAGUGGCUCAGGUUCUAAAGAAGCUGGCAGUGUUUGAUACAUGGAGCAGAUUAGUUGUACACGUGGCAAUGGACAACACUGUGGUCAUCGAGGAGAUCAAACGCCUCUGUAUGCCGUGGCUGGACGCUGCAGGAGCCUGUGCAGAAGCAGCGGGAGUCUCAGAACUGAAUGGCUGCCUGGAGGGAGCGUGUGCUCUGGCUGAGGAGGAGACGGCUCUGUGGAGACCUCUGGUCCUGCUCAUCCCCCUCAGGCUGGGCCUGAGUGACAUCAAUGAGGCAUACAUCGAAACACUCAAGCAAUGCUUCAUGCUGCCACAGUCUCUGGGUGUGAUCGGAGGGAAACCCAACAGUGCCCAUUACUUCAUCGGUUACGUGGGAGAGGAACUCAUCUACUUGGACCCACACACCACACAGCUCGCAGUGGAGCCGUGUGACGACGGUCAGGUCCCCGACGACACGUACCACUGUCAGCAUCCACCAUGUCGCAUGCACAUCUGUGAGCUGGACCCGUCCAUCGCAGCGGGUUUCUUCUGCAAAACAGAGGACGAGUUUGACGACUGGUGUAUGCGCAUAAGAAGGCUGUCCUGCAAAAAAGGGGGUCUCCCCAUGUUUGAACUGGUAGACAGUCAGCCAUCUCACAUGGUCAGCAUCGACACCCUAAACCUUACUCCUGACUUCUCAGACUCGGACCGGUUGGAGCGAUUCUUUGACUCGGAAGACGAAGAGUUUGAGAUUCUUUCCCUGUGAGGAAAAAGCGAACAAUGAUUUACUGUUGACGACAGUAGGCGAGAGAUUCUCUGUCUCUUCUCUGUAUCAGAAGGAAAAGCCGGAGGGGGAGAACAAUCUCUGGAGUCCUCUUCAGCUUGUCCAGCUCCAGCUCCAGCGGCAUAGUCAGUGUGUGUGUGUGUGUGUCACACAGCGUUGUUCUCUGAUCAACUUCCCGAUUACUCUCUGUAUCCAACGUCGACACCGUCCUGACGUAGCAGGAGCUCAGGAUAAAAUCUGUAUGCACAUCUUUACAUAUAUGUGUUUGCAUUAUGAGUCUUAACACUUCAAAUGUUUAUUCUGGGCUGAUUAUGGUGCCUUUCCCAGACUCCAUAAGUAAAAAUAUUGCCAUAACAGUUUUAUGUUGUAUAGAACAUGAUGGAUCAUGACGCCCAUGGCUUCCGCGAUUUGUCACUAAUGACUGUAACAGCCUGUAAUGAAACCAAAAUAAGUCGAGCCUUCACACAACUUGUGUUAAUUAUUCCAUGCCAAGUUUGAACAUAUACACUCGUUCAUUUAAAGAUUAUUUAUUUAAUCUACACAAUAUAUAGACAUGUAAGAGGAUUAAAAAUCGAAAAAAAUAAAAUCCCAACCACUCACUCA